AUGGCUGGAGAAAGAGAAUAUGAUUAUAUGUUUAAAGUAAUCAUCAUAGGAGAAAGUGGAACUGGAAAAUCCUGCUUACUUCAUUAUUUAAUUGAAAACCGAUUCAAAAAAAACACUAAUCAUACAAUUGGAGUUGAGUUUGGCUGUAAAAGAUUGAAUAUUGGUGGUAAACAGAUAAAGCUGCAAGUAUGAGAUACGGCAGGCCAAGAAAGGUUCAGAAGUGUCACGAAAAGCUAUUAUAGAGGUGCUGCUGCAGCGCUCGUUGUUUAUGAUAUUACUAAUGCAGAGAGUUUUCAGAAGAUCCAUUCUUGAAUUAAUGAUGUUCGAGCAUUAGCAAAGCCAAAUAUUUCAAUUAUGGUUGUAGGAAAUAAAUCUGACUUAAAAAGCUCAAGAGCUGUGAAUUUUGUAGAGGCUUCAUGCUUCUGUCAGGAGCUAGAAGUCCUGCUAAUUGAAGCGAGUGCAGCUACGGGUGAAAAUGUGGAAGAAGCAUUUAAUAAACUUGCAAGCUCUGUAUUAACUAAACUUGAUGGUAAGCAGCUUGAGCAUACACAAGGAAUUCAGCCUGGUCCUGGAAGAUUAUCAACUAUUCAUGAUAGAUCUUGCAGCUGCUAA
Messenger RNA from Blepharisma stoltei, 612 nucleotides. The record is from the annotation of a GenBank genome assembly. Lineage: Eukaryota; Ciliophora; Heterotrichea; Heterotrichida; Blepharismidae.